AUGGAAGAUUCAAUGGACAUGGACAUGAGCCCCCUGAGGCCCCAGAACUAUCUUUUCGCUGUGGAGGAAGAUGCAGAGUCAGAAGAUGAAGAGGAGGAGGAUGUGACUCUCCUAAGUAUAUCUGGAAAGUGUUCUGCCCCUGGAAGUGGUAGCAAGUUUCCACAGAAAAAAGUAAAACUUGCUGCUGAUGAAGAUGACGAUGAUGAUGCAGAUGACUAUGAUGAUGACUUUGAUGAUGAGGAAGCUGAAGAAAAAGCUCCAGUAAAAAAAGCUCAAGAAUCCUUCAAAAAACAGGAAAAGACUGCUAAAACACGGAAAGGACCUAGCUCUGUAGAAGACAUUAAAGGAAAAAUGCAAGCAAGUAUAGAAAAAGGUGGUUCCCUUCCCAAAGUGGAAGCCACGUUCAUCAAUUAUGUGAAGAAUUGUUUCCAGAUGGCUAUUCAAGAUCUCUGGCAGUGGAGGAAGUCUCUUUAAGAAAAUAGUUUAAGGACUUCCCUGGUGGUACAGUGAUUAAGAAUCUGCCUGCCAAUGCAGGGGACACGGGUUCGAGCCCUGGUCUGGGAAGAUCCCACAUGCUGUGGAGCAACUGAGCCCAUGCGCCACAACUAUUGAGCCUGUGCUCUAGAGCCCGCAAGCCAUAACUACUGAGCCUGCGUGCCACAACUACUGAAGCCCGUGCGCCUAGAGCCCAUGCUCCACAACAAGAGAAGCCAUCACAAUGAGAAACGCACACACCGCAAUGAAGAGUAGCCCAUGCUCACAGCAACUAGAGAAAGCCCGCGCACAGCAACAAAGACCCAACGCAGCCAUAAAUAGAUAGAUAGAUAGAUAGAGAGAGAGAGAUAGAUAGAAAGAAAGAAAGAAAAUAGUUGAUAUCUGGCUGUCCUUUUUAUAAUGAAGAGUGAGAACUUUCC
Molecule: messenger RNA, 914 nt
Organism: Balaenoptera ricei (Rice's whale)
Lineage: Eukaryota; Metazoa; Chordata; Mammalia; Artiodactyla; Balaenopteridae
Product: nucleophosmin-like
Exons: 3
Coding region: 1-474 (157 amino acids)
Biological process (GO): ribosomal large subunit export from nucleus; regulation of centrosome duplication; ribosomal large subunit biogenesis
Cellular component (GO): centrosome; cytoplasm; ribonucleoprotein complex
Molecular function (GO): histone binding; chromatin binding; RNA binding
Source: RefSeq, a predicted model, not a curated record